AGUGAGACUUAGAACUGUGGAAUAUCCCAAAUGCAGGUGCAGGGUUUGGCCUGGCUGUGUUUCAGAUGGAGGUGAGGGGUUGUUGAGAUGGUCCUUACCCUCUGCAGGCAGGAGUUCACCAGCCCAUGGAAUGUGGAGCUGGAUAACUCAUGGAGAGUUCCUCUGGCAGUGGUUCCCAAGGUGAGGAACCACCUUAGAUCCAGCUGCCUCCAGCAGCUCAGCCUGGGGGAAGGUGGCAAAGUCCCACUGGUGGGUACAGACUCAGAUCCAGCUCUGGGGUUAAAUUCCUGCAAGGUCAGGCCAGGAAUUAUUUCAGUUCCAGGCUGUGCCAGCAGGAUGCCCUUGAUGGUGAGGAGAAAAAGGUAAAGACACUUUUAGGUAGCUGUGAGUGAGGGGUUUGUGCUGCUGGCAGGCUCUGGUGACCUUUGCCAGGGGAGCCCAGCAUCAGAUCUGGAAAGGGGACUCAUUCCAAGGUGUUCCUGAUCCAACAUUACCCUGAAGGGAUAAAUAUCUGGGACAGAUAAUUCCAGAGCAGAUUGUAAACACUGACAGUGCCACGGAGCGUUUCUGUGCCACAUCCAGAUUUCCAGGGACUCCUCACAGGAGGAUCUCUGGAUCAGCAUCCCGGGACACACAAGAGAACUGGAGUUUAAAUCCUCACACCCUCUGGAUUCUCAUCCUUGCAGGUGCCUUUCUAGGAGAGAAACAGAGGCAGGGGCUGUUUUCCUGCAGGGAGCUGAAAGCAGAGGGGUAAAAGUGGAGUUGCAUCAUUUCACCACACCUUGAAAAAUAACACCACGUUUGCAACACCUUUGGUGGGGCUGCACCCUCCCCUUCCCGGGGUUCCGUGGCUGUUCCAGAAGCCCUGGGAAUGAGCAGGGGAGGCUCAGCAGUGCAUUAAUUACAGCCUAUCACUAUUUAUCUCAUUUACACGCACUGAAAGGCUGCUUUUACCACAGUGCCCCAUUGUGCCAGGGGCUGUGAACACCCAGGCAAAGGCAGGAGCUCUGACUCCUGGAGUUUAUCCUCCUGGAGUUUGUCCUGCAGGGUGGUGCUGGGGAGCAGAAUCCAACCCCACCUGGAAUCCAACACAUACUCAUGUAUCUGCAGCUGUCUUGGCACAGGCAAUUUUCAGACUCCUGGCUUCAGACCCGUCCCAGCUGAGCGAGGAUGAGCUCCCAGGGGAUCUGCAGUCCCUGUCCUGGCUGACAUCCGUGGAUGUGCCCCGGCUGCAGCAGAUGGCCAGUGGGAGGAUGGAUUUCAGCCUGGGGGCGCAGAGUGCCAUGCUCCAGCAGACAGGUCCCGUGGGGAGCACGAUGCACUCGACACCCGGAGCAAUGAUCCACGUCCAGGCCAGCCUCCCACAGGGAAUCCUGGGCCUCAAUUCCAUCUCAGCACACGGAGCCAAUAUGAGCCCCUACGCCGUGGGUGGUCAGCUGUCCCCUGGUUUGCAAACACAGCAACAGCUCUUCCCUCCUCCUCCUCCCCCUCCUCCUCCUCCUCCUCACUCCCAGCAGGUGUUUGCCCUGGCCCAGAACCCCCAGCAGGUACUGUGUAACCCAGCAGCAAUCUACAACACGUCCUAUGGGACACAGCCACACUAUUCCCAGCCACGCCUGGCUCCCCACUCUGCCCAGGAACUGCAUCCAAAGCAUUAUCCCAAGCCCAUCUAUUCCUACAGCUGUUUGAUCGCGAUGGCGCUGAAGAACAGCAAGACCGGGAGCCUGCCCGUGAGCGAGAUCUACAGCUUCAUGAAGGAGCACUUCCCCUACUUCAAGACGGCUCCGGACGGGUGGAAGAAUUCGGUGCGCCACAACCUGUCCCUGAACAAGUGCUUUGAGAAGGUGGAGAACAAACUGAGCGGGACCUCGCGCAAGGGCUGCCUGUGGGCCCUCAACCCCGCCAAGAUCGACAAGAUGGAGGAGGAGAUGCAGAAGUGGAAGAGGAAGGACUUGGCUGCUAUUCACAGGAGCAUGGCCAACCCAGAGGAGCUGGACAAGCUGAUCAUGGACAGACCCGAGAGCUGCAGGCGGCCCAGCAAGCAGGCAGAGCCCGAGGGGCCCCCCCUGGGCCGCCUGUCCCAGCUCCAGCCCCAGCCCAUCAUGACGCUGUCCCUGCAGCUGCUCCCCCUGCACCACCAGCUCCAGACCCAGGCUCGCCUCGCCCCCAACUCGCCAGCCCCAGCACAGACCCCUCCUCUGCACACCCUGCCCGACAUGAGGCACAGCCCCCUGCCCCACCACCCCCUGGGACGCGCCCCCGACUUCCCCAACGUGGCGGUGGACAUGAGCACCGAGGUGGAUGCUCUGGAUCCCAGCAUCAUGGAUUUCGCACUGCAAGGGAACAUUUGGGAGGAGAUGAAAGACGACAGCUUCAGCCUGGACACCCUGGGUGCCUUCAGCAACUCCCCCCUGCAUCUCUCCGACUGCGAGCUGGGCACGCCCGGCCUGACGCCCGUGUCCGGCGGCAGCGACCGCUCCUUCUCCGACCUGCAGGUCACCGGCCUUUACACCACCUACACCACCCUGGACAAUGUGGCAGCUGCUCAGUACAUGAACCCCCAAGGCAACAAACCCAUCCCUCUGCUCUGAGCUGGGCGCCGUUCCACAGAUCCCCAGGGACGGCUCUUCCCCGUGGUUAAAAUCCGGGAAGCUCCAAGAGUUUGUCCUGCUUUGGGAUGUGUUGGCUGCUCUCCAGCGUGUGAGGACAAAAUAAAUCAAGCUGGGACUUGGUAGAACCAUUUUUCCCCCUCCGUGGCAAGGGCACGGACACACCUGUGGGACUGGGGAGCUCUCCAGAAGGACCUGGAAGGCAGCAGGAACUUUCACUGGAAUGUAACUGAGAUAAAAAUCACCCAGUCAAGGGGAUUAAGUUUAUUCCACACUGUGGUGGAGCUGCUGUGUCACCACUGUCACAGAAGCCACCACAAGCCAAGGGGCUGGCCAGCCCCACGUUGGUUGAUUGUGCUCUUGGUGUGUCAUUUUUUCCUCAUUUGCCAAAUUGGACAGAGACCUCCCACAGUUCCUGGAGACGUUUGCACCACUAACACUUUUCUGAUGUAACUGUUGUUAAUUUAUUGUUAGGAGGUAGGAAAAAUGGAGCAAAACCACUAAAAAAAAGGAAAACUCACCUCCCUAGCAGACCACUGUUAUAUCUAGAUUUGUAAAAGUCCUCACCCCUGAAGGAAGUGGUACUACUGAACUAUUAAACUGAUCACUGGCUAGAGGAUUUUAGGAAUUAUGCCAAUUUGUAGGAUUUUUUAAAAAAAUAGAGUUGUUUAUAGUCUUGUGUAUUGUGCUUCUGUCUAUUCUUGUGCUAGGCAGUAUUACUAUUUGUAAAUUUAUUUAUAUUUAUUGUUAUGAAAAGAAAUUAUGUGAACUGAGCACUGUUCAAUUUGUAUAAUGCUGCAGUAACCUGUUUUACAGCCACUAAAUUAUUCAUCAUCAGAACCACAACCAUCUUAUCACAGUUUUGACACUACAUUUCUUUAAUAAGCACUUUUGAUACUGUGAAACUCAUGCUUUUUUAAAAAAUUCAGAGACCAAAUAUUGUCACUGUACCUUUCAUAAUGGCCUUUGCUAAUUAACUAAAAAAAAAACCCUAUUCUAAUGUAGCUUUUUAAAAUAUUUUUCAAACCCUGCUUUGUACUUGUUAACAUACAUUACAAAUAAUGUGAUGAAACAUCUGAAAUAUGUUGGAACUUAGCAUUUAGUCUAGUUAUACCUCUAUGAGCAAAAAGUGAUAUUUAUACCUUGGGUUUUGUCUGUUCCUGUGCAUUCAGAGAAUCUCCCGGUGCCGUAUCCAGGUGCUCCCAGGCUUUUCUCUCCCACACCUAUCCAUGGAUUAAAGCUGGAGGGUGCAGGAUGCUGGAGCAGCCCUCAAAGGGCACUUUCUUGCUUGAAAAUAUAAAGAUCAGGGGCUUGGAAACAUCUGUGCCUGUAUCCUCCCACCACAUCCCUCCAUGGCAACCUCUUCCAAAGGGCACCGUGAUGCUCCACGUCAUAAUUUAUUGUCCAAGGACAAAUGUGAUGAAUGAUCCUUUGCUGUGACUGGUGUCACCUGCGAUGUCUUUGCUUUUUUUAAAUAAACAUUUCUUAGCACUACGGCUGGGGCAUUCUGGAUGUGCUGUGUGGUGCCUGCUGGGGUGUCACUGUGCCUGCUGUGGUGUCACUGUGCUUGCUCUGGUGUCACUGUGCCUGCUCUGGUGUCAUGCUGGGCUUCCCCAGGCUUUUUGCAGACCUUACUGCCAAGCUGAAGGUGGAUCCUUGGCUCAAAUCCUCCAUAAGAGUUUACAGGAAUUUACUGUAAGAAUUUACAGGUAUUUACAGUAAGAAUUCCUCCUCUGUGGUGUCACCCUGUUCCUGGAACCCUCUGAAAUGCCUGGAAAAGCUCUGGAGUGGGGACAGGGCUGGCAGGGGGAUGCCCAGAGCUGCCCCACCCCAGACAGGUCCUGUGCCACAGGGAAGAGGCCAGAGGCACCAGGCCCUGCUCAAGACAAUGACAGAAGACACAGAGGUCAGGGAGUUCCCUGGAGCUGAGCU
Molecule: messenger RNA, 4541 nt
Organism: Prinia subflava (tawny-flanked prinia)
Lineage: Eukaryota; Metazoa; Chordata; Aves; Passeriformes; Cisticolidae
Gene: FOXN4
Product: forkhead box N4
Exons: 9
Coding region: 1239-2591 (450 amino acids)
Biological process (GO): regulation of transcription by RNA polymerase II
Molecular function (GO): DNA-binding transcription factor activity, RNA polymerase II-specific; transcription cis-regulatory region binding
Source: RefSeq, a predicted model, not a curated record